Messenger RNA from Culicoides brevitarsis, 1218 nucleotides. RefSeq names its product protein AAR2 homolog. The transcript is spliced from 2 exons. Lineage: Eukaryota; Metazoa; Arthropoda; Insecta; Diptera; Ceratopogonidae. Gene Ontology annotation, biological process: spliceosomal tri-snRNP complex assembly. Bases 58 to 1206 code for a protein of 382 amino acids. The record is from RefSeq and is a predicted model, not a curated record.
UGAAUAACAAACGUUUAGUCAAAUUUUCUCUCAAAUUUCAAAUAAAUUUUUAAAAAAAUGACUGAUUCCAGUAAAAGUGUCGUCAAAAAAGAUCCUCCAAAAUACUCCACUGAAAUGGAUCAACAAACAGCACGAGUUCUCUUCGAAAAUUGUGCCUUUCUCAUCAUUGCCGGCGUUCCGAGAGCAACUGAAUUCGGCAUGGACUUUUCCUCACAUCAAAUAGACGAGAAUUUCCGAGGAAUGAAAUUAAUUCCAGAAGGUCCUCAUUACGUUUAUUGCGCCUCACAAAGUCCGUAUGGAGAUGUUGGAGCCCGUGUUGGUUUCAUGCAUUAUUUUAAACCAAAAGAAAUCGUAAUUCGUGAAUGGGAUCCUGACAAGGAGGAAUUAAGACAUCGCAGACAGGAUUUAGUUGAUGUGGAAAUUGGAAAAAUUCGCGAAAAUAUCAAAGAUUUAGAUCGGUUUCUUGCUCCCUACGACUUUGAAAUGUACGAAAAAUGGAAGACUUUUACGCGUCACAUCACCGAACCACAAAUUCAAGCUCUUAUGCCGUCUUGUGGACUUGUUCGCACCGCCGUUGAAUAUCUUUCGUGUCCUGAUGCCGAUAGACCUCGCGGUGGGGUAACAACUUCGCCGCGACUUCGCACUGUCCGUUCGAUUGCUGAUGAAGACGAUUUACUGCCGGAUUUGGAACCAAUUAAGGGAACAGCUCCAAAUUUCACAAAAUUACCGAAAAUCAACACAAAAACCGCAAAUCCAUCGGAUAUCAGUUCAAGUUACAUGGACUCCAUAGGUCUCGUGGAAAAUUUAUUAGCAAAAGGAGAAAAGGAAAUUCUCGCAGAAAUCGAAUUUUCGUUCAUUUUGUACCUGUGUGGACAUUCAACGGACGCUCUGGCACAUUGGCGUCGCAUCCUCGCUCUCGUUUGCAAUUCGGAAAGUGCUGUGGAGAAAUUUAAGCAUUUUUACAAGAAUUAUUUGCUGAUAAUCAGAGAACAACUUGUUGAAUUGCCCGUAGAAUUAAUGGAACCCACGGAAAAUAACUCAGUUUACAAAGACGUGAAAAAAUUGGUGCGAAAUUGCGUUUUAGGUGGGCUCGUAGACCGAGCGGAUCACGUGACGAAACAUUUAUACGAGAAAAUGUGCUGGAAUUUUAACGAUAUUUUGGACGAAGAUCCCGAAGAUUUACCAGUUGUCGUGGAAACUGAUUAAAAAUUCACUUCU